UCGAUGCAAAAUUUUGAUUUUUAAUUUUUCUAGAGAAGAAGAAAAAUGACUACUGUUGAUGAAAAAGGGGCCUCGAUUUCCACUAGGAUUGAGGGCAAGUUUCUAGCCACUGUGGUAUGUUGGUUUCUUGGAAUAGGCACUCUUGUUGCAUGGAAUAGUAUGUUAACAGUUCAAGAUUAUUACUAUGAGUUAUUUCCACGUUACCAUCCGUCUCGGGUGCUCACCUUAGUUUACCAGCCGUUUGCGUUGGGAACAAUGUCAUUGUUGGCUCACUACGAGGCUAAGGUUGAUACGAGGAGGCGAAUCUUGUACGGAUACAUCAUUUUCUUCUUAAGCACAUUAGGUCUGAUACUGAUAGAUAUAGGAACAGGAGGGGGAAGAGGGAUCGGAGAUUAUAUCGGGAUUUGUGUUUUUGUUGCUUCUUUUGGACUAGCGGAUGCCUGCGUCCAAGGAGGGAUGGUUGGAGAUCUGUCUUACAUGGAUCCCGACUUCGUGCAGUCAUUCUUUGCUGGCUUGGCUGCUUCCGGAGCCCUAACCUCGGUCUUGAGACUGGUUACAAAAGCAAUUUUUGAUAAAACGGAUCAAGGUCUUCGUAAGGGUGUUAUUCUCUUCCUCUCUAUCUCAACAUUGUUUGAAUUUGUUUGCAUUUUUCUGUACGCGAAUGUGUUUGGGAGGCUCCCGAUUGUGAAGCAUUUCCGUAAGAAGGCGGCUUUGGAAGGUUCGAAAACAGUUACAUCUGAUCUUGCUGCGGCCGGAAUCCAUACAAAAGAUAAUGAAAAUAUUGUUAAACAUGAGCGCUUAACCAACAAGGAGUUGUUACUCAAGAAUAAAGAUCAUGCCUUCAACCUUUGGUUUAUAUACGCUCUUACUCUAUCAAUCUUCCCAGGAUUUCUAUACGAAAACACGGGUGAACACCAACUAGGGGCUUGGUAUGCGGUUGUGCUGGUGGCAUGCUACAACAUUUGGGAUCUUAUAGGAAGAUACGUCCCUCUCAUUGAUGGCAUCAGAUUGGAAUCCAGAAAGGGCCUCACCAUUGCAUGUUUGUCGCGUAUUGUUCUCAUUCCAUGCUUCUACUUCACUGCUAAGUAUGGAGACCAAGGAUGGAUGAUAAUGCUAUGCUCGUUUCUUGGACUAAGCAAUGGGUAUCUCACGGUUUGUGUGCUCACGGUCGCGCCAAGAGGCUAUACAGCACCGGAGCAGAACGCAUUGGGGAACUUGCUGGUUGUAUUUCUGCUUGCUGGUAUAUUUGCAGGAGUUGUUCUGGGUUGGUUGUGGCUUAUCAAUAACGCCGCAUUUUGAUUCGGCUGGCCUGAGCUGAUCAUGAAACGUUGAUCUCCACAGUUACCUCAUUUCAGAAGCAACUAACUCGCAGCAAUUAAUGCAACUGGCGCCUGUGUUUUUCUUUUGUAU
Molecule: messenger RNA, 1410 nt
Organism: Salvia splendens (bonfire salvia)
Lineage: Eukaryota; Viridiplantae; Streptophyta; Magnoliopsida; Lamiales; Lamiaceae
Product: equilibrative nucleotide transporter 3
Exons: 10
Coding region: 46-1299 (417 amino acids)
Biological process (GO): nucleoside transmembrane transport
Cellular component (GO): plasma membrane
Molecular function (GO): nucleoside transmembrane transporter activity
Source: RefSeq, a predicted model, not a curated record